AUGUCAAAAUCGCCAGCAGAAUCGCACAGGCAAAAAUCCAAGAAGGAUAUACAGCAACCGUCCAGCUCAAAAAGUCCGGAAGCUCAACAUGUUGAAAUGCCCUCUGGCCCUCGGGCGGGUUCACGUUCUAACCCGAACACGCCUGUUGAUCUGAGCGAUGAAUGCCAGCUCUAUUCGAGGACACCUCUUCCUUCGCGUACUCUGGCCAACGCACGAGCUGCUCUGCAACAACUAGUUCUAAAAUCUAGAUAUGGCUCCUCAAAUAUUUUUGAAGAUUCUGGCUCGCGGGGUUCAAUUAAUCUUCCUACUCAGCCGCCCCCUGUUAGAGUCGUCGGUCAGUCUGGUGUCUCGAAUCUCAGAAGAUCUUCUAGCCAUAGCGAGGGCUUUGCUGUAAGAUAUGCUCAAGAACACACGCUCCCAGCGAUCUCAUUCGGGAUCAAUGCACCUAUGCCACGUUGGCGAAUCGAGCGUAUUCAUCCACUACUUGCACGGGGAAGCCCAGCGCUGCGAUGGGUGUUCGAUGCUAGCAUAGACUUUGCCCAGUUUGGAUGGUCAGAGGAUAUGGUUUACGAAUACGCAUACAGGUGGCUUGAGGAAGCUCUUAGCGAUCCGUCAUUUGGACGAUACACGAGGUCCUACAUUCUCGACGGACAUGGCGAAAAUCCGCUACCAACCCUCCCGCCAGCACCAAGUACAUGCUAUUUUAAGACAUGGUCUCAAUCAUUGGGAGCCAAUGAUAGCUGGUAUAAGCAUCCGGACUAUGAGCGUUCACGGAUGACUUGGACAAUAGUUCCUGAGCAGCAGUUUUCGGGGAACGAUGGAAUCCGCAACAAUCAUAUAUUUGACUUUAAAUCUUCUGAAGCUUGCAAUGAGACAGAUCUCGAGCUUGGCCGACCCGUGAGUAUUGAAGCUGGUGUUGCGGUUUCGCAUUUCUGGGAUAUUCUUCAAGAUACCCUGGAAGUCAAACUAGUACCCAUGAUGGCCGAGGACUGGAAACAAGCUGUGGAGCUCUUCCUUGAAACGGCAGAAGAAAACCGCGCCUUCCAACCUUUACUGGUCAUGCUGCAGCGCUGUACCGCUAAGUACGAGACCAAUCCAACUCCGUCGCCGACUUCGAGGUUGGCCGAUGAGCGACGCCUUAAAACUGCAAAGAUGUUUACGUUCACACCUUUGCUUGGCGCACAGUCGUCCUCCUCGAAGGCUUCUCAGUCAAUCUUAGAACUGGAUGGUGGAAUCAAAAUCCUUGUGGACGUCGGCUGGGAUGAUACCUUUGAUCCUCUGGAUUUGCAGGAACUAGAAAAACAUGUUCCCACCCUUUCGUUGAUCCUUCUGACCCACGCUACCCCUGCGCAUAUUGGUGCCUUCGCGCAUUGCUGCAAGACCUUCCCUCUUUUUACUCAGAUUCCCGUCUACGCCACGAGCCCCGUUAUUGCGCUUGGUCGCACGCUGUUACAGGACCUAUACGCCUCCUCGCCACUAGCUGCAACAUUCCUACCCAAAGCCUCAAUUUCUGAGCCGGGCGCAUCUACUUCUGCAGCAUCUGCCACAGCAUCCGUACCAGAAGGCGAAGGAGGCGCAGAUGCUAACCAUUCCGGAAGAAUCCUCCUCCAACCUCCUACCGCAGAGGAAAUUGCCAGAUACUUCUCCCUGAUCCAUCCCUUAAAGUACUCGCAACCACACCAACCACUUCCUUCCCCCUUUUCCCCUCCACUGAACGGCCUUACGCUCACGGCUUACAAUGCUGGACACACUGUGGGAGGAACAAUAUGGCAUAUACAACAUGGCAUGGAAUCGAUUGUUUACGCUGUCGAUUGGAACCAAGCACGAGAGAGUGUAAUGGCAGGUGCUGCAUGGUUCGGCGGGUCAGGCGCCAGUGGGACGGAGGUCAUAGAGCAAUUACGCAAACCCACCGCGUUGGUAUGUAGUACAAGGGGGGGUGACAAGUUUGCCCUUCCAGGAGGACGAAAAAAGCGAGAUGACUUACUAUUGGAUAUGAUUCGGAGUACUAUCGCCAAAGGAGGCACUGUUUUGAUUCCCACUGAUACUAGCGCUCGAGUCUUGGAAUUGGCAUAUGCGCUGGAGCAUGCAUGGCGCGAUACUGCUGGAACAGGACAAGAGGAUAAUGUUCUAAAGGAGGCCGGGCUAUACCUCGCAGGUAGGAAGGCUAACACGACGAUGAGGUUGGCCCGGAGUAUGCUAGAGUGGAUGGACGAGAAUAUUGUGCGAGAGUUUGAGGCCGCGGAAGGUGUAGAUGCGGCUACGGGUCAAUCUCGAACUAAUCCCGGCGGCCAACGUUCUGGCCAAAACCAGGGCAAAGAAGAGAAAGGCACUGGCCCCUUUACUUUCAAACACCUGAAGAUCGUUGAGAGGAAAAAGAAGUUGGAGAAGAUUCUUAACAACCAGACACCCAAAGUCAUUUUGGCUUCCGACACGUCACUGGACUGGGGUUUUGCAAAGGAAUCCCUCCGCCUGGUAGCGGGGGGCCCGAACAACCUUCUCCUACUCACAGAGUCUUUCCAUAAGGAGAGGCUUGCCGACAACCAGGAAGAUCUUCAUCGGAAAACUCUGGGUAAUAUGAUCUGGGACUGGUAUGAAGAAAGGAAAGAUGGUGUCGCACUUGAGAAAUCUUCCGACGGUGAGAUGAUUGAACAGGUUCACAGCGGUGGUCGAGAACUCUCCUGGUCAGACGUGCAUCGUGCACCUCUAGAUCCUGGUGAACAACUACUCUAUCAACAAUAUCUCGCCACAAAGAGACAACUACAAGAUACUUCCCAAGCAAGGGGGCAGGAGAACUUGGAUAACGCAGCGGAUGCGCUUGAUGACCGAUCUAGUUCCACAUCCGAAGACUCCGAGACAGAACAGCAGGGACGGGUCCUAAAUUUCUCAACUUCAUUAGCUCAUUCCAAUCGCAACAAACUCGGUCUCAGCGAUGAAGACCUUGGUGUCAACAUCCUUUUACGGCGGAAGAACGUGUUCGACUGGGAUGUCCGGGGCAAGAAGGGCCGCGAACGAAUGUUCCCAUAUGUAGCACCAAGAAAGAAGGGAGACGAGUAUGGAGAAUUUAUCCGACCUGAGGAAUACCUACGAGCAGAAGAGCGUGAAGAGAUCGAUAUGCAACAGCGCAGAUCUGACUCUCAAACCAAGCUUGGUCAGAAACGACGAUGGGAUGAAACAGGACCGGGCGGGCGUCGGUUGUCUAGCAGCGGGGCCAAACGUCAACAAUUCCCUGGAAAGAAGGACGCCAGCACAGCGGACGAUAUGAGCUUGACAGAGGAUGGAGAAGGUGGUGAUGCUGCCCUAGAGUCAGAAGACGAAGCGGAUGGUCAGACGUUCGAGGGGCCCGCAAAAGCGGUCUAUCAGAAGGCUAGUCUCACUAUCAAUGCUCGUAUCGCUUUCGUAGACUUUACGGGAUUGCACGAUAAGCGGAGCUUGGAGAUGCUGAUCCCGCUCAUUCAACCACGCAAACUGAUUCUAGUGGGCGGGAUGAAGGAGGAGACCACGGCCCUUGCAACAGAGUGCAAGAAGCUCCUCGCAGCCAAGGCUGGAGUUGAUGUCUCCGCUGCGGACUCUGCUGUGAUUUACACCCCGGCUGUUGGAGAAGUUAUUGAUGCUAGCGUUGAUACAAACGCCUGGAUGGUCAAGUUGAGCAACAGUCUCGUUCGGCGCCUGAAAUGGCAGCAUGUCCGUAGUCUUGGCGUGGUGACAUUGACUGCACAGUUGAGGGGUCCUGAAUUGAACCCCCCAGAGGACGCAGCGGACUCCCCAAGUAAAAAGCAAAAACUGUUGCAAGAAGAGGCUAGUUCACAAGCUACGGCACCUACCGUCGACGGCACGAAACCAACAGCAGACAAGUCUGAUGUCUACCCGGUGCUUGAUAUACUUCCCGCCAACAUAGCAGCAGGAACGAGAUCUAUGACUCGCCCUCUCCAUGUGGGCGAUUUGCGACUUGCGGAUCUCCGCAAGAUCAUGCAGGGAGCCGGCCACACGGCCGAGUUCCGUGGUGAAGGAACGCUUCUCAUUGACCGGAUGGUCGCCGUCCGCAAAUCAGGUACAGGAAAGAUCGAGAUUGAAGCUACGGCUCAAUCAGCUGCUGCUGUAGGACGUGGGGCUGGAAGCUUCCUGGACGUGAAGAGGAAAAUUUACGAGGGACUGGCUGUUGUUGCAGGUAAUUGA
This is a messenger RNA of Aspergillus bombycis, 4173 nucleotides long. Its product is annotated as cleavage polyadenylation factor subunit CFT2. Gene Ontology annotation, molecular function: RNA binding. Gene Ontology annotation, cellular component: mRNA cleavage and polyadenylation specificity factor complex. The transcript has 5 exons. NCBI's taxonomy places the organism in Eukaryota, Fungi, Ascomycota, Eurotiomycetes, Eurotiales, Aspergillaceae. The coding region runs from base 1 to 4173 and encodes 1390 amino acids. The record is from RefSeq and is a predicted model, not a curated record. Gene Ontology annotation, biological process: mRNA 3'-end processing by stem-loop binding and cleavage.